Messenger RNA from Botrytis byssoidea, 711 nucleotides. RefSeq lists its product as uncharacterized. The transcript is spliced from 2 exons. The record is from RefSeq and is a predicted model, not a curated record. NCBI's taxonomy places the organism in Eukaryota, Fungi, Ascomycota, Leotiomycetes, Helotiales, Sclerotiniaceae. Bases 1 to 711 code for a protein of 236 amino acids.
AUGCAAUUCAGUAAAAUUACUUUUCUCCUCGGAGCUCUCCCCUUCACCUUUGCUGCAUACGGAGCCGUAGAUACCAAUUCUGCACCCAGUACGGUGACUCCAUCAAGCACCACAAGCACUUCUCCUUCUGACCCAACCCAUACUAUUCUCGUUGGCGCCGGCGGCCAACUUACAUUUUCUCCCAACGAAACCAAGGCUGACGUAAACACAACCCUCGAGUUCCAUUUCUAUGCCAAAACGCAUUCGGUCGCUCAAGCAGCAUUUGCAUCACCCUGUAAGGGCUCAGGUUUCUUCUCUGGUCCGAUCGCUACCACUGGCACCGAAGCCAACGCCUCCGUCUUUAGCGUGCUUGUAAAUGAUACGAAACCGAUCUGGUUCUACUGUGGAUAUCCCGGACAUUGUGAGGGCGGAAUGGUAGGAGCCGUUAAUGUUAAUGCAACCGACAACCAAAAAACUUUAGCGAAAUUCUCACUCGCAGCAAAAGCACUUGAUAGUGAUGCCACUACAAACCCAAAAGGUAUUGUGGGAGGCACGCUCGCUCCAUUGAAAGCAGAAUCGGGUUCUGGGACAAGUAGCUCCUCGGGAGCGAGCAGUGCGACGGGUACUGCGGCGUCGGCGUCGGCCACGGGUUCAAGUGCGGCGGAUAUUACGACUGUGGGAUGGAUCACGUUUGGGGGCGCGGUGGUGGUCGCUGGUCUUUUGGGUAUGUAA